AUGCGAGGGGAAGCAAGGCACGGACGCUUCGUGGCGGGAUGUGACAUGGAGCAGGCGAGGGAGGCGUUCUCGGGCCGCGACUACCGGCUGGCGGCGGAGAUGUACGAGCGGUGCGCGCGCGAGCGGGGCGGCUGGACGGCGGAGCUGGCGCAGGGCUACGCCAACUCCCUGGCUCGGUGCGGCCGCCUCAAGGAGGCCCUGGACGUGUGGGCGCACUGCGGCCGGCCGCCCCCGGGCCCGGACCGCCUCCGGCACCUCGCCGCAGCGCUGGCAGAGGCCGUGACGGCCUCGCCGCCCCCGCCGCCCCCGCCGCCCCAGCAGCUGGCGUGCCCCGGGUGCGACGGCGUGCUGCUGGUGCCGGUGACCGCCCCCUGCGGACACACGUACUGCCGGCGGUGCGCGCCGCGGGGGCCGUGCCGCGUGUGCGGCCACAAGGCGGGGGCGGCGGCCCUGGAGACCAACAUCCUGGUGCAGGACCUGGUGGAGAAGUGGUGGCCCGACCAGCUGGCGGCGGCGCGCCUGCGCAACGAGGGCAACGAGCUCUUCCAGAAGAACCUGCUGGAGCAGGCGCUCGCCAAGUACGACGAGGCGGCGCAGUUCGCCCCUGAGGACCACCUGCUGCUGAGCAACAGGUCGCACGUGCUGAGCCGCCUGGACAGGCCUCAGGAAGCCCUCGUGGACGCCGACACCGCCGCCAAGCUGCGGCCUCGCUGGGGCAAGGCGCACUUCCGCCGCGGCGUGGCGCUGUCGGCGCUGGGCCGCCACGAGGAGGCGCUGGUGGCGUUCUGCGCGUGUCUGGCGGCCGACCGCAACCCCUGCGCCGUGCGGCACGAGCUGCUGCAGUCCCUGCACAGGCUGCUGGCCGCGCAGGCGCAGUCCUCGCCGCGCUGCCGCUCGCCCGCCGCGUCCCCGCAGCCACAAGCCCCCGCCCCCGCCCCCGCCGCCGCCGAGGACGUGACCCAGGCGGCACUCCGAUGUAUGCCAUUGAACUGCGUGUCUACGACUGUUCAAGAAAAUUCGAAACUGCACAACGUGAUAGAUCGCAUAUCCCAGGAGGUCGACAGGAUCAGAAAGCUGGAGCCGAGAGGGACGGACCUGCCCGUGGAUCCCCGGAGAGUGGAGCCCGCGGACCUGGACUGCGUGCUGUGCUGCCGGACGCUGUGGCGGCCCGUGACCACGCCGUGCGGCCACACCUACUGCUGGAUGUGCCUGGACCGCUGCCUCGACUACAGCUACGCCUGCCCGCUCUGCGUCACGUCGCUCGCCGAGUACCUGACCUGCAUGCAGAAGAGCAUCACGGAGUUCGUGGACGGCGCGAUGCGGCGGCUGCUGCCGGCGCAGUACGCGGCGCGGCAGCUCGCGCACCGCCAGGAGGUGUCUCAGCUGCUGCUGUCGUGCGGCGAGAGGCAGCCGCAGAUCCCCGUGUUCGUGUGCACGUCGUCCUUCCCGGGCGUGCCGUGCCCGCUGUUCGUGUACGAGCCGCGCUACCGCGUCAUGGUGCGCCAGUGCGUGGAGGCCGGCACGCGCCAGUUCGGCAUCGCCCCGUGCCUCAGCAAGGAGGCCGGCGCCAAGAGGUACGCGGACUUCGGCACGAUGCUGGAGAUCCGGGACUGGGUGCUGCUGGGGGACGGCUGCUCCAUCCUCACCACGGUCGGCGUGAGCAGGUUCAAGGUGCUGGGGCGCGGAGAGAAGGACGGCUACGACACGGCGCAGGUGGAGUUCCUCAAGGACCAGCCCGUGCCGCCGGAGCGGUACAGCGCGGUGCGGGAACUGCACGAGCGCGUGCGGCAGAAGGGCCGCUCGUGGUUCGGCACGGUGCUGCCGGCGGUGCAGGCGGAGAUUGUGCGCACUUUCGGCGCGAUGCCGGCCGUGGAGGAGGACUGGGCGCAGCUGGCCAACGGCCCGGCGUGGGCGUGGUGGCUGCUCGCCAUCCUGCCUCUGGGGCAGAACCUCCAGGUGGGCAUCCUGGCGACGGUGAGCCUGGAGAAGCGGCUGCGGGCCAUCGAGAAGACCCUGGACUACAUCCAGCGGGUGUCGGGCGGCGGCGGCGGUGGGGGCGGGGAGGGGAGCGGCGGGGGUGAGGCGCGGCGUGCCACGGACCACCACAACCAUCGCAGCCCCCCCCACCACCACUCCCCCCACCACCACCACCCCCCGCAGGCGGGCGGCAGCCGGCAGGAGCCGCGGGCGGGCCUGUUCUCGCGACGCAGCCUCCAGCGCCUCAGCACGCAGAUGAUGAUGAUGCACACGGAGCAGUCGGCCGGCGGCCGUCUCGUGGCCGAGGAGAGCUCGUAGCACGGCGUCUUGGUUCCCUCGCUGGAGACCGGGGAAAUUCACUCUUUUAUUCCUCGCUGCACGCCGUCUCAUGCUUGUGUUGCAGUGUACUGCUUGUGGCAUGCGCCGUUGCCGUGUUUCCAACAUGUUACGAAGAAGUUUGGUAUUCUGAGUACAUGAGAAGCAUUUUACAAAUCCUUUCUUAGUAAUUUAUAAUGUUUUAGGCCUAUACCUACCUACUCUCACGCUCAUAAAUCCGUUAUGAAGUAAGGAACUAUUCACACAUUUUCAGUGAUACGAAUUCAGACAAAAAUUGUAAUGUUCACUUGUUAAAUAAAUACACACAAUAUCCAAUACCUUCAGUUUCAAAUGCAUAUAAAUAAAUGCACAAAAAUCCGAUACCUUAAAUUUCACACACCUACUAUAUUUGGCGACAGCACCUGCAGUAACAAGGUCAGCCCUUAUGGCAAUCGGCCUGUGUCGGAAAGAGAGAGAAAGCACCCGUUAAUUUCCACACUGCAACCUAAGAGAGGGACGCUCUAAAGGCUUAACUUAAAAAAAAAAUUUGUUUAUGUAACUGGACAGAAUUUAAUUUAAUGCGCCCUGCAGAACCUUGUCUGCUUCUGGGUAAUCUUCAGCUGUAUCAGAUUUUCAUUUCUGCAAUUGUCAGUUAUUUACUUAUGACUUGCUAUAGCUAUGUCACAAACCACCUGGUGUAAACGAUGACAAAUCUGCUUCUUUACAUAUGGUCUUCAAAAGACCCAUGCUUUCGGUGAAUUAUUUAAUUGAUUUAGUUAGUUUUCUGCAGUACAUAUUAUAUUGAACUAAUCAGUGGGACGAACCAUUACAUUUUUUUCAUGUUAACAACUUAGCUCUCAGUUUAAGGCAUUUAGUAGGAGUAAUUCCGUGGAUGGAACGGAAGUCGCAUGGAACUGAAAUGUGCAAUCUAGAUGCUGCCUUGUGUUGCGCAUGGCGCAAAACAAAGUUCACAAAGCCAAAGGGAAACGUAGUAUUAACUGUUUAAUGAAUUUUAACAAGGUGGGCAGAAUUUUAAUAAAACUUUUUGUCGAAAAUCAUGUCCAAAGCCCGGGUUUAGAAUUUUUUUCAAGUCUUUUACGCUUUUAUCGGAUUCAUUGCAAUAUAUAGUUUAACCUUUCAGUCUACAAAUGUAAUGAUUCAAUAGUUGAUGCAGCUACUACGGCAGCGAAUUCUAGGGGUAGGUGUGGAAACUGCGCCUGAUUCGUGUCCAGAAAUGUAAUUGAAAACACAAUUUGAGUAUAUUUAUCAUGCUUGGCAUCAUUUUAAAUAAUUAUAUGUUAAAUUAUUAUCCGGUUUCAUAUUAUAAGUGUAUUUGCAAACAUGAGAACAAAUGAAUUUACUCAUUAGAGAAGUUAGAUGUUACACAUCUGUAACAAGUACUGAAAGACUCACUCAAAAUAUUUUUUUUUUUAAUUCAGCUUUGCGAAGUGCUAUGACUUUAUUCAACCUGUACAGUGUACCAACUUGCAUAUGUCAUGACACAUGAUUUCGACAAUUAUGUUGGCAAGUGUUCACUGUUCAAACCAGAACUUGAGUGCGUGCUGUACCACAAUAUUCACUCCGUUAUCCUAAUCAGCACUGAAGUCAGUCAGGGUUAACUGAACCCACCAGUGACAGGAAGGAUAGUUGAACCUCUUUCCUGAACAGAUCUGUUUGACUGUGGCUUCCCAGAAGAAACUGCAGUGGCCUCACUCUGAUCUUAAAUUAGCCUGCAAGUUACAUAAACACGUGAAUUUUCCCUGUCUCCUACGUACGAGCGAUUUGUUGGAACGCAACAGGGCGGAUAAGUUACGUCAGGCCGCGCGCCCGCUUUUUCGAGGAAAUUGAUGUUUUCUCUCGGCUCUUUAUUUAUAAGUUAUUUCCAUUCAUUGACCUGUCGGUCUUUUAAUUUGAAUGUAUUCCUUAGCAACUUUCAACUUGUUGAAAAAUAUGUAUAAAUAUAACUUAUGUUUAAUUUAUUAUUAUUUGUAUUUAUGCCAAAUAGCACAGAUGCCUUGAGUCAUGUGCUGUGAUUUAGCUUUCUGCAAAGCCUGUCUUACAGGAAACAUUAUUUGUGCUGUUAACUAAGUCUGAUCGACUGGAGCGAAUUUCGAGCUCUUGUUCAGGUAUGAUAGUAUGUAUGCAUAACUUAUAUUGUCACGUGCACCUAGCCGGUGCCACCGCCAUUUCUGUCACGAUCCACUUUCAGAGGGGGGAGAGAAUCGUAGCUCUUUACAUAGAAACAACUCGCUUGGCAUCAACUAGUCUUAACUUCAUAAAAUACUUUACUGUACCUAGGAUCAUAGGUUCGUCAUCCCGUACAGGAUGUCUGGUGAGAGCUGAACUAAGGAGAUUUUGCAAAAUAACAUAAUACUUAAUUAAAAUUAUUUUAUUCUUAAAGUCAAAUACUCAACAUCAUUUUAAAGAACAUUUAAAUAGCGGGAUUACAAUUUAAAACAAUAAUCUCUUUACUUCCUUAACGAUUGAACGACCUUACAAGAGAGAGAAUGAGAGAACUUCACUAAACACUUCCCUAGUCCUUCCGAAUACCUCAAAUCAUAAUUAAUACUUAAAAUUAAAACAAAGAUAAGUCCAUACUCACAUUUUCCGAAAAGCCUUUCUUGAUCGAUUACUUUAAAAAAAUAACGUAGGGGCCUCUCCUGCCCUUGAAAUCCCGAACGAACAUUACAUUUUAAAAACUAUGACGCGUGACCCCUGACGAGGGCCAUAGCCUCCGCCCGAAAGCUUGACGACUACAUUAUGACCUAACUUAAAUUAAACGACUCGUGGCCUCUGGCGUCGACCAUAGCUUCCGCCCGAAAGCUUGAAUUCCUACAUCACGAACGAACUAACAACUCGUGACCACAGGUGAGACGCAUAGCCUCCGCCUGAGUGAGCCCCGAGUCACCAAUCACUUGCGCUUAAAUUCGCGCGCCCUGCCGCGCCUACCAUAACAAAAGCUCGUUAUUGAAGUCAAAUUUACUAAACAACUAACUAGAACAUCUGGGAAGACUACCCCCCCUCUACCCCAAUGUGCAGGCCACACCGCGCGGCUUGUUACGACAGCGCGCCCCAGUAACUGCGGCCCGUGGCUGCGCCAGCGCGCGGCCAAACAAACAAACAAAAUUCUGCAAGCCCGCAGCGCGCCGCGCCGGCCCCGUGCCCCAAUUACAUGGUCACGCCACUUGCGCUGACGAGUGAACAGAGCAGCCAGCCCAGAGUCCCGUCAGUAAAGUCCCUAAAUUUGAUUUCAACAACCCUGCAAAAUUUCAACCCGCGACAUAACCCUCCCCUCACAGAGCUCGAGCCCCAUCGAGCUACCUCAAAAUUACAAAUUGUCUUUUUCCAUUAAACCAUAACUAUAAAUUCCUCAUUUCACAAAAAUAAUAAUUUUCUUAGUUCCUUGCUGUCUGAACAUACAUCUAGAUUCUGCAUAAGAUUUAUUUUAAAACAACAAGUAUUCAUAAAAUUAAAUGUAAAACUUUUAUCUGGUUUGUUCUCACAGGAACCUUCAGAGGCUCGAGUUCUCAAUUCUAAAAAAAUUGUUCUGUUAGUGAAGCUCUCUUUACAAAUUAAAUUACUGUUCUUAGUUUCUCAGUAUUCGUUAAACAAUGUGCAAAUUCUUGAUAAUUAUUAUUAUUAUUUUUUUUUCGGUUUCCGUUUAUUACCAUACUUCUUUCGUUCUUCAAAAAAAAUUAAGUGUCCUUACAGUGUUUCAAUUAAUUAAACUCUUAUCUCGUGAAGGUUGGUGCAACUCCUCGAAGUCAGUGUUGUCGAGAAGAGUAGCUCCCUGGGCUGGCCAUCAGCAAACACCACUCAACUCCAACAGCUACUGGACUGGCUUCCAGGGCAGCUCACAACUUCUCCCCACAUCUGCUUCGGAGUUGUGCCAUCCUCAUCACGAACAGAUUACAAUUCUGAAACAUCAUCAACAGGCAUUACCAUCACGCCUGACAAAUACAAAACUAACUACUAAACUGCAAUCGAUGGGCAAGGAUGCAAACACACAAAAAAAUAAAAUUAAUUAAUACAACUGCUAACAUAAAGUAUCCCACCCUUAGCAUAAUCUAAUCAGGCAAAUAAUUUGAUAGGAAAAACUUAAGGAAGGGAAACAUGACCUCCAAUGAUUUUCCCUAACUCUUGAGUCUUGAUCUUCUCUAUACAGCAAAUAGUCCCCACGAAGUAACUGGGUUGAAGGUCAGUUCACAUGACCCACCCAUAACCUCUUCUACUCUUCUUUUCUUCUGGGGGCAACCACAAUGCCCACCAAUCUCUCUCCAUGGUGCCGAACCAGCUAUCCCAUGAGAGUAAACAACGUAGUCAAUAGAAGCGCAGAGGGGAAACACCAAUCUCUGGCUUGUCGAGUCAUAAAACUGCUUUAUCUUCUUCUUCUUCUGAGUAAAAAUAUCUGACUAACCUUGCUUCUAUUCUUCCAAACAGUAAAAGUUCAUCAGGUAUCUUCAUGAAAGAAACAUUCUAACUAAUAAUUCUUCAUUUUUCUUCUUCUUUAUUUCUGUUAGUUGUAAUAGAAGGCCAUGUUAGGGAGGUUAUAGGGAAAAAGAGUGGCCAAUUCCCACCCCAUCACCCACCUAGAUCAUGACUAAUUAACUUUUAAACUUUCUAUUUCAAACAAAUAAAAAAAAAACAUUUUUUUUUUUAUUCAAACUUUUAAACUAUAAUUACUUUUACUUCAUAACCUCAAAAGCUAAUCAAUAAUUCUAAAUGAAAUUGUGAUUUACUGCAUCCUUGUUCCAUCCGAUCUGUUUGUUUAUAACCUUUCUUGUAAAGUAUAAAAUUUUCAAACAUUACUAAUUCAAAAAAAAAUUAAAUUCUGGUGUCCUUUGAGUUACAAUUAACUUUACUAUUUCUUAGCUUGAAAUAAUUUAAGUUUUCAGAACUAUUUCAUUGUCUAAUUCACAACACUUAAAAAUCAACUCAAAACAACAAAUCAUCAAAAUCAAUAAGAUCAUCUGACCUACCUAUCAGUACUGUGAACUUGAACUGUUCGUACACAUUUAUAAUAAGCUAUUGUAUUUAAAUUCCAACCUAAAUAAGGUUUAAAAAAAACUACUAAUCCCUCUGUAAAUUAAGAAAAUUAACUUUAAAAAUUAAACUUAAGGUAUUAGUUCUUUUUGACAGCUACCACAACUCACUAGUUCCAUUACAUUACUAUAACCUAAAAAGUUCUGUAAAUAAUGUUUAUAACAAAAAAAAACUCCAGUUACUGUCUUCCAUAAAAAAAAAUAAAACUUUACAUGACCUUAUUAAUCUCCACUUGUAAGUCCAUGGCUGCCAGCUUUCUCUUCUCUUGAAUCUUCAGUCUUGGCUCUUGUUUCAGUGAUCUUGUAUCUUGUCUCUCGAACUCUUGUCAUCUUGUAAACUGGACUGCUGCUCAGCUCAUCUUAAGGAAUCUGUAACAGUUUCAAAAAUACAUGUUAAUUUAAAUUACAUAAUUCCUGUUCUUUGGUCCUAAAAAAAACAAUUGUAUUAUUAGUACACAUUACCCUGAAACAACAUUAUUAUUCAUUGUUUAUUACUUAAAAAAAAUGCUUUACCAUAAAAUCCUUUUUUGUUCUUUUCAUUAGGCCUAUUUAUUUUCCUUCUUCUUAAUUAAAUUCUGCUUCAAAUGUUAAUCCUAACUUAAGACCUACCAUCUAUUUAUUAUUCAUUACCUACAUUAUUUAUGUUACCCUAAAAUUCCCAUAAGUUUCUAAUACUUCCUAUCAAAGACAUUCUCUCUCAAAAAAAAUUUACUUAUGACUCUUAACUUAACAAACUUAAAAAAAACUUUUACACUAGACUUAACUUAUUAUUCAUUCUUAGUUACUAAAUUUC
This is a messenger RNA of Bacillus rossius redtenbacheri, 8127 nucleotides long. RefSeq names its product LON peptidase N-terminal domain and RING finger protein 3. The record is from RefSeq and is a predicted model, not a curated record. The coding region runs from base 1 to 2295 and encodes 764 amino acids. The transcript has 9 exons. Gene Ontology annotation, molecular function: metal ion binding; protein binding; ubiquitin protein ligase activity. Lineage: Eukaryota; Metazoa; Arthropoda; Insecta; Phasmatodea; Bacillidae.